Messenger RNA from Penaeus vannamei (Pacific white shrimp), 1002 nucleotides. The record is from RefSeq and is a predicted model, not a curated record. Lineage: Eukaryota; Metazoa; Arthropoda; Malacostraca; Decapoda; Penaeidae.
AUGACCGCCCCUGCUAGAAAGACCAUCCCCCCAAGAAAGACCACACCUUUAAGAAAGACCGCCCCUCCAAGAAAGACCACCAAGAAAGACCAUCCUUGCAAGAAAGACCGCCCCUCCAAGAAAGACCGCCCUUCAAGAAAGACCACACCUGCAAGCACUGGAGCGGAUAUUCUCGUGUGUGAUCUCCAAAGGCCCGGAUUUGCGCAAGUGCAUCCCGACGGAGCGAGGAAGAAAUCUCAGGUGUUUUUGUCGUGUGAUUGUGUGGAUGCUGCUGUCGUGUCGUGUUCUCGGACCGUGAUCUGUCAGGCUAAUCGCAUAAUCAUUAGUUAUCUUCACCGUCCGUUUCCGCACCUCCAGUUGGCGAGUGUGCGGCCGAGCGUGGGUCAUUUUGCGCGCCAGGCUUGGGGUGGUACGGGCAGGUUAAUUGGUAGUAUUGAAAGGCCAAGUGGUGUCCUCGGAGAUCCUGCAGGCGUCGGAGGCGGGCUGUCCCAUCGAGAUGCACAAGAUCAACAUCGAGCGCUGCGACGAAAUGUACGACAAGGACUGCACCGGCGAGAAGUUCAUGCCCUUCCACCGCGCCGGCUACGACUACGCCACCGGCCAGAGCCCCAACAGCCCCCGGAGCAGCUGAACUACGUGACCUCGUGGCUGGACGGCAACUUCGUCUACAGCACCAGCGAGGCGAGGCUCAACAUGCUGCGCUCCUUCAGCAACGGCACCUUCCGCACGGACCCCGACGACCCCAGCCUCCCGCCGAGGAACGUCGAGCGGAUCCCCAUGGAGAACAACCCGACGCCGCACGUGCUCAAGAUCCUCAGCCCCGAGAGAAUGUUCUUGCUCGGCGACCAGAGGACCAACCAGAACCCGGCUCUCCUCGCCUUCGGCAUCCUCUUCUUCCGCUGGCACAACGAGCAGGCGCGCAGGAUCCAGGAGCAGCACCCGGACUGGAAGGACGAGGAGGUCUUCCAGAAGGCGCGGAGGAUCGUCGUCGCCCAUCUGCAG